This is a messenger RNA of Acanthopagrus latus (yellowfin seabream), 2207 nucleotides long. It is a transcript of the gene oclnb, whose product is annotated as occludin b. Gene Ontology annotation, cellular component: bicellular tight junction; cytoplasmic vesicle; apical plasma membrane. The coding region runs from base 171 to 1610 and encodes 479 amino acids. The record is from RefSeq and is a predicted model, not a curated record. Gene Ontology annotation, biological process: bicellular tight junction assembly. The transcript is spliced from 9 exons. Lineage: Eukaryota; Metazoa; Chordata; Actinopteri; Spariformes; Sparidae.
CUGUCUGCGCGUCUCUUUGUCCUCUGUGAACGCGCGCUAUGCACCUUGCAUUGAUGUGGGCGCGCACCCAACUUAUGUGUUUUGUUGCGUUCAUCACCUGAGCAGCACUGCGGGCUUCAUUUGGGCUGGACGGUUUGUCAGACGAGGCUGAUUUCCAGUUGCAGUUCAAUAUGCCGAGAGACAGACACAACCCUCCUUCCUACCAGCCGGGUAGCAAACACCAUAGCAGCAGACACAAGCACAGUGAGGCCAUGUCCAAUCCAGCCUUUUCACACUACCCAGGGGACACGAUGCUUCACUUCUACCGCUGGACUUCACCACCGGGUGUGAUGAAGAUACUUUCCAUCAUCAUCAUUGUCAUGUGUGUGGCCGUGUUUGCCUGUGUGGCCUCCACGCUGGCCUGGGACUAUGAUAUGAGCCUCAUGGGUUUGGGUGGUGGAGCUGGUUUGCUGCCAGGCGUUGGUUAUGGAGGUUCAUAUGGCGGCACAUACGGUGGUGGCGGCAGUUUUGGCGGCUCAUAUGGAGGAGGCAUUGGCAGUGGCGGCAGCAGCUAUGGCUACGGAGAGUCACAAAUGAAUCCCAAAGCUGGCAAGGGCUUCAUCAUCGCCAUUGCUGCCAUUACCUUCAUAGCUGUGCUCAUCAUAUUUGUGUUGGUUAUUUCGAGGCAAAAUGCUGCCAAAUCAACAAAGUUUUACCUCGCAGCCAUCAUUGUCUGUGCCAUCUUGGCAUUUCUGAUGAUCAUCGCCACCAUUGUGUACCUGGUAGCAGUGAACCCAACAGCCCAGUCUACAGGGUCUGUGUACUAUAGCCAGAUCCUCCAGCUGUGUGCUCAGUAUCAGAACCAGGACCAGGCCCAGGGUAUCUUCCUCAACCAGUACCUGUACCAUUACUGUGUGGUGGAGCCCCAAGAGGCCAUUGCUAUUGUCCUGGGAUUUCUGGUGUUUGUUGCCCUCAUCAUCCUGCUGGUGUUUGCAGUCAAGACUCGCUCCCAGGUCAGGCGCUGGGGCCGGGACCGCAUUCUCUGGGAGGAAGUGAAGGUCCUCAGUGACGUUCACCAUAACAGCAUUGGAGAGUGGGUGAAUAAUGUGUCUGGUGCCCCAGAGGUGUUGUUGAAUGAUCCCAAUCCCCAUGUCAGGGGAUCCAGAGACUAUCUGGACCAGCUAGACCACAAGAAGCCUCUUUAUCUGCCGGGUGACUCUGACAUGAGCAGCUCGGUGGGGGGCCUGAAGCCCAGGCUAAAGGACAAUGAUACUGAUGCAUAUUCUGGAGAUGAGCUGGACGAGGAGGACUUCAACUAUAUGUUUCCUUCAAUCGUGGAUGAGCAAGAGCGUCUGAACUAUAAACGGGAAUUUGACCGGGAUCACCAGGAGUACAAGAGCUUGCAGGCUGAGCUGGAUGGCAUAAACCAGGACCUGGGUGACCUAGACAAAGAGCUGGACCGACACCCUGAGGGCAGUCCACACUUCCUUCAUGCCAUGGAUGAAUUCACUCGACUGAAGAACCUCAAAAAGUCUCCAAACUAUGAAAUUAAGAAGAAAAGGUGUAAAUAUCUCCGGUCCAAACUGUCGCACAUCAAGAGGAAAAUCAGCGAAUACGACCGCCGACCUUGAGCCCCCCCCCCCAUUUCCCAUCCUCACUGUGUUUGAGUUUUUGAAAGGGGUAUAAAGGACAUGUACAUUUUUGAUUGUUUUUUUUUGUUUUGUUUUUUUUUUGACAUAUUGCUGUUGUCUUUUAUUAAAUUCCUUGACCUCUGAGAUCUUUAUGAAGAACUGUCUUGGUGAAUUAAAUGUAUUUUGUGUGAUUCUUCCUGACUUUAGAAAGUGAGAGAUGUGAUUUGACAUGUUUUUGUUUCAUCAUUCCAGUCUUAUAUCAGGGAGAAAUUUUAAUUAAUUUAUGAGCUUUUUAAAGAAACAUGUUAUAUGUUCUAUGAAGCCAAAGCUAAGAUGAGGCAUAAUUAUGUUUGGCACAGAGCAUCCCUUAUAAAUCAAGUUUAUUUUUACUCUAAAAAUACAUGUGAUUGUACUAGAGUAAGCUUCGCUGUACCUUAUUGCGUUAUCUGCAAAUGAUAAAACCUUUGUGUCCUACAACUGUAAUGUCUCUUUUAUACCUUUUUGAUAACUGAUAUUAAAAGGGGAGGGUUGAAUGAUGAUCAUUUUAUUUCUCAUUUGCACUAUAUUCAAAAGAAAAUAAACAAUUCCUCCAACAUG